Messenger RNA from Racocetra persica, 664 nucleotides. The record is from the annotation of a GenBank genome assembly. Lineage: Eukaryota; Fungi; Glomeromycota; Glomeromycetes; Diversisporales; Gigasporaceae.
CUUAACCCAACAACAAAAAGAACAAGAAAAUUUACUAAAAACUCACCUGGAUUCAUUAAGCAAACAACAAAAAUCUAGUAGUGAAAGCCAAGAAAAAUUACUCCAAUUACGAUUAGAUUCUUUCGGGCAAGAACUAAAAUCGAGUAAGGAAGCUUUAAGUCAAAUUAAUAAUCUCUUACUUACUCCUUUUAAACGGGGACGGUUGGGUAAUAUUCAACUGGAUCGUUUACUAUCACUUUAUUUACCCAAAGAUGAUAGAAUUUAUCGUUUAGAAUACACUCUCAAAAAGAAAACUGCCAAAGGCGAAGGCUUACGACCUGAUGCAAUUAUUUUUGGGAUUGAACAAAAGAACAAUUUAGUUAUCGACAGUAAAUUUCCUUUUGAAAAUUAUCUCUCGGCCGGACAAGAGGGACUUUCUCCGGUUGAGGAAGAAGAAAGAACUAAAAAAUUCAAAGAAAACUUAAAGACUCACAUUAAAAAAAUCGCUGAAUAUAUUUCUCCUCUGGAUAAUACUAAGCAUGUUAUCAUGUUUAUUCCUAGUGAAGUAGUUUUUGCUAAGAUUAACGAACAAAGUUAUUACGAUAUAAUUGAAUUCGCUUUGGCUAAGAAAGUUUCUUUGUGUUCCCCGGUUACCUUGGCUAUUAUUGUUAAUCAAGUUUUAUGA